Durusdinium trenchii is the source of this 2542-nucleotide messenger RNA. The record is from the annotation of a GenBank genome assembly. NCBI's taxonomy places the organism in Eukaryota, Dinophyceae, Suessiales, Symbiodiniaceae.
UCGGGCUCCCUCCCUCUACCUCCGACGUCGAACGGCUUGCGUCCUCCCCCUCUGGGCAACGUCGGUGGGUGUGACUGCGCAAGCCUUGGCUCGAGAACAGCACCCGGAUUCAAACGGACCUCGAGUUGAUCACCCGCCGAUCGAUCUUCCGACCGGAACGAACAGAAGCGAUGGCCUGCGAGUGUGCUGACGAGCGCAUGUUGGGCGAUACCAAGUACACCUACGUGGGCCCGACGCAGGGCGCCUACGAGCAGGUCACCGAGCUGAAGUACGUGGGCGAAGGUCAGGGAAGCAUCAACAAGGAGCAGCAGAUUACCGUGAAGAAAGGUGUCCCAUGGGCCUGGUGCGUCCUACUGUUGCCGCUCCUGGUCCUGCCCUUCCUGCCCUUCUGGUUCUUCCGCCACCAAGCCUCCGCACCAGUGACGCCGGUGCCGGUGCCACGGCAGACCACCCCACAGGAGGUCAUCGUCAGGCACCAUUUCCUCACCCGGACCCACGACGUGCACGUGCCGGUGCCGGUGCCUGGACCCGACCACGUGGUCUACGACAAGGUCUACGCACCCCAUGCGCACUUCAGCUGCGCCAACGCGGAGCUCAGCGAUUCCUCCGAGACCUACUGGAGCGCAAAGCACAAGGCUUGGUGCUGCUGGAAGUUCAGCAUUGGCUGCCCCUCCCAUGUGGUGACCCAGGACAAGUUCAUCCACGUGCAAAAGACCCACGCCGUGCCUGUGCCGCAUUACUACAACGUGCCCAUCCCCUCGCCUCCCUCGAAGCCGAUCUACGAGAAGACCUACAUCCCCACCGCGCCGUUGCCGCCCAAGCACGUGCCGGUCCCAGUGAAGAUCCCCGCCAAGAUUCCGGACCCCAUCGUUCACUACAAGUACAAGGCGGUUCCGCAGCCCUACAAGGUGCCACACGUGGUCUAUGACAAGCAGGAGGUGCCUGUCCAUGUGACCGUGAAGAAGUACGUGAAGGACUACGUGCCCCAGCCUCCUGAGAUCAUUCACCGCACCCACACGGAGUACGUGCCGGAGCAAAGCUACGACUGCGACGAGGGCUUCGAGCACUGGGAAGACGUGUGGAGCGUCGGUCAGCGAAGGUUCUGCUGCUGGAAGGCCAACCGCGGAUGCGCACAGACCCACUACAAGACCAAGACGCAGGUGAAGACCCACAUCAAGUACGUCAAGGUCCCGGUGCCUUCGCCCCCAAAGAUCAUCGUGCGCCACCACGAGGUGCACCCACACCUUCAAAGCUUCGACUGCACCCAGGGCUUCAGCAACUGGUUCCACGGAUGGUCUCCUUUGAAGAAGAAGUACUGCUGCGCGCACGAGAACCGCGGCUGUCCCGGAGCGGCCCACGGUCACAUGUCGGUGACGGUGCAUACGGUGCACAUGGCCGGCGCGGGCAAAGCCACCGGGAAGAUCUACGAUUGCAACGCCGGCUUCGACAACUGGCUGCAAGGCUGGUCUGAUUCCAAGAAGACCUGGUGCUGCGAUAAGGAGCAGCGUGGCUGCGUGAAGCAUCACUGCUAUUCCGGAGAGAUCUCCACCUGGAACCAGGACAAGCGGGACUGGUGCUGCAGCAACUACCAGCGAGGCUGCGCCCACACCACCCUGUCACCCCUGGGCUGCGAUGCCGUUUGCACCCUCCAUGGAGAGUCUUCGACCUGCAAGGAUCGCAUGGCCUGGGUCCAGGAGCACGUCUUUGGAAGCCAAGACAACUCUUGCAACCUCGCCUACAGCAAGGUGCAGGUGGAUUGUUCCGUGUGCCGCGCUUGCUCCAUCGGGGCUGCAGGCUGUGAGAUCAUCCAGGGCACUGCAAAGGCCGCCUUUGACUGCAAUGCGGCGCUCAACAACUUCUUCAGGGCUUGGUCUCCUCCCAAGAAGCAGUGGUGCUGCAGCAAGGAGGGCAAGGGCUGCGAGGGCAACAGUCCUCCAUCCGUGGACCCUGGCUUCGGCAUGAAGUGGAAGCACGUGCAGGUGAACGGCUUCUGGACCUGGAUGGCCAUCCACGUCUCCGGCGCGGGGGGCACCGUGGCCGUACCCCCGAAGCUGCCUUAUGACUGCCACGCCGGCCUGGCCAACUGGAAGUUGGGCUGGUCCGACGGGAAGAAGGGCUGGUGCUGCUCCAAUCAGAAGAUGGGCUGCCCCGGCAGCGCAGGUGGCAUGGGCGCAGGUGGUGCCGCAGGCGCCGCCGGAGGCUCCUACACCGUGCACACCAGCUGGUCCACCCAUGGGUUCCCACCCUCCGCUGCAGCUCAUGGCAUGGAGUGGCAUUGGGCCGGCAACCACUGGUCUCAGAUCCACAUGGCCGGCCAUGCCGCCUUCCACUGCCAUGGUGCGGUGGCCGCCAUGCCAGAGGCUCAGAAGAAGUGGUGCUGCCUCAACGAGGGCCUUGGCUGCCAGUGAGUGCCAGCUCCGGUGCUGAGCCGCCGGCAGCACGAAGGAACACGCGGCGCGGCGCGAAGGUGAUAAACCAUGCAUCCACCCUAAGUAGCGUCCUUGCUCCUAGUAGAAUUGGCCUCCAACCUGGUAGCGAUGGC